Messenger RNA from Colletotrichum scovillei, 4724 nucleotides. RefSeq lists its product as uncharacterized. The coding region runs from base 1928 to 4069 and encodes 713 amino acids. The transcript is spliced from 4 exons. Lineage: Eukaryota; Fungi; Ascomycota; Sordariomycetes; Glomerellales; Glomerellaceae. The record is from RefSeq and is a predicted model, not a curated record.
AGACGUUCUUGCUCUUUUUCGCCGUUGUUCUGAACUUUUGGCAACCACGAGCCAAUCCAAUGGACCGCCCCUGCCUCUUGACACUCGAGCUAGUACAUAGUGGGCGUGGCUUUUCUGGUUGUGCGGCGUGCAGCGUGCUCAAGCCGUUUCAACUUGUCCCCGUCCUAAUGUCCUUCCCUCCCACUUUUCACCAUCUUUACCCAUGCAACCUGGAAGCUGCAGAAAAACCACUUGCACAUGUUGCAGAUGCACCGCGACGCAACAGAUUGCGCAUACUGCGUAGAGAUGGGUGCACACUCUCUGCACAUCUUUUCCCACUUUGCACAUCUGUACCUUAUUCGCACUUCGACCUCUCCACCACCUCCAUUCAUAACCGUAUACACUCCUCCCUGCACAGCAGUAGUGUACACUGUCCCACACGCUAAUACCACACACUCACACACACUCACACACACACUCACGACACUCUCGAGCUUUUAUGAAGACCUGACCUGAAUACACUACACACCCACGGAGCAUUCUCCCUCUCAGUCUUCCACGCACAACACAAUUACACUUUAAGUUCCUGCUAGCGUGACGUCCCUCUUCUACUUACUGUUCCACACCCACUCUUCUCCUUCUCUGUCUUGGACUUGUCGCCAUCCACUUCGUCCCACGGCGUGGCCCUUGUCCAUUUCUGGUUCCUUCACCCCUACUUCAUACUGCCCUAUUCCUAAUUUUGCUUCUUGUCCGGCAGUCGGACAUAGCUUCCCUCGUGUUUCGCCCAGUUCGUUGGACUCUGACUGGGUCUCAAGUUGCAAUUUCGGUCCUAACCUGCUCUGGAGAAGCUCCAAGGAAGCACGUUGGAAGCAACACACUCAAUCACUCAUCGUCUCUUCGAGCCUUCGAGGUGCUUGCAUCUGCAUCACGGACGGACACUCCUCGACUCGACACCUCGCCGCCGCCAUGUCCUCUCCUGUCUGUUUCCCACCUUACCCGUUGUCCCCGUUGCGGCUUGUCUUCCUUGCCCCCCGUCCUGCAGUAGACACCUCCAGCUGCAGACUACGGAGUAUGCGUACAUUGGCAGCUGCAGCAGUGCAGACAUCAAAACUCCACGUUCCCGGCUAGUACCUUGGACACUCUCGCACUGCCCAAGGCCGUUGCUUCCCAUGGGACAUCCCCGUUGCCCGACACAUGCACUCUGGUAGUCUAUCUGGUGCUAUCCGUCUUCUUACCACAUUUCCUGCCUUUGAUACUGAGAAGACCAUCCGUACCGGCUUCUCUUUCAUGUUCUUACUUCUUCUUCCUCUCAUAUCUACCUCAGUCUUCGUAACUAAGCUACGUAAACGUACCUUGAUACAAUCAAUCGAUACUCACAUCCUUCAAACGCCUUCCUUUUGCUGCCUCUAUGCUGGUCUAAAGAUACCUCAAGGUUUGUCUUCUUCCUCAGAUCUUCAUUCUUGUCCGUGUCGUACUCGACUCAGCUCGUCACCUUUCUGUUUCUAUCCCUCUCCCCCGGUUCGCCCCAACUCGUGCCGUCCCCCCCACACCCCCUGGUCUCUCUUCUCUCUCUGUGUCUUUUCCCACGUCUGCAUCCCCCCCUGUCAUACUGGCCCAGGGCCCAGGGCCCAUAGCCUCCCGGUCGAGAAAGAGUCAAGGCUCCCUGUUAGAAAACAGACCGACCUGCAUAUCGAAGCAACCGAAGGAGACCCCCAUGUCAAGUUCAAGUCGAGCUUUUUUCUUCCCUCUUCUCCAGUCGGGUUCCUCUCCACUGCAUAAGACAUAUAUAGCCUCACUGCUCGACUUCUUCGUCCAAGGUGCCAUUGUUUUACUAUAGCGUGGGACCUAUAGCUUCCCUGUCCUUGGCUAUAGCUGUGCCAGAUCUACUCCUGACCUGUACCAGCUGUCAUCUAUCCCUCACCCUCAGAACCCUGUCCCUUUCCUCUCAAUGGCUCACAUCGCAAGCUGUAUGCUCGAUGAAGGCGAGUCCGCCAACCCGCCGUAUAUAGCGAAGCCGCCCUCCCCACUACCCCCAAUGGAUUCGACAUCACAAACACCACCAUUGUCAUCAUCAUCAGAUCACAAGCCCUUCGUGUGGAGGAUGCACCACCCAGACACCCGGAAGUACCAACUCUUCCCAAAGGACCGCCAGCAACGGCCACCAAACAAGAGCCUCGACCCCGAGCAAGCCUUCGCCCUCGCCAUGGGACAGAACGACAAGACCGAGAAGCCCUGCACCAGCAGCGGUUCCCUCCGCCUGCGCAUCAAGGAACAUAACCUCAUUAGACGGCGUAAAGUCAGCAUCCCCGAAUUGGGCCCCAUGACGACUGUCCAAGAGGUUCCCAUGGAUUCACCCACUAUUCCGGGACGUCCACCGCUCCACGAGAGAUCUGUUAGCGCACCAGGACACCACAUCAAGCAGCACAAAUCGAACGGAUCCGUCUCGUCGAUAGCCGCGGCCGACGCCGAUAGAUCUGGUUGCACUACUCCAGCCCGCUCACCAGACCGACACCAACGAUCCACCUCAGAGAGCCAGACUCCCCGCCAACCCGCCUCGCCGAAGCAACUGGCGCCUCUCGUCAUUCCUACUCACAUUGGCAACGUGCCGCGUCUUGCCAGACAAAUCUCCCACAACCGCAUGCGAUCCGGCAGCACCGGUCAAGACUCUUAUCAGUAUUCCGCCCGCGCCGAUGAUUCACCUAGAUCACUUGCUCGAACUCCGUAUACGCCUUUGACCGCCUCCACAGCCCUCACGACCCCAUUGUCCGCCUGCCCAACUUUCAUGUCCGCCACAACGCCCGUGUCUGCUCCCAUUAUGGAGGAACGUAGCUCGACGAAGCCCUGGGAGUUGAACUACAGCCAAGACGCAUCCACCCCCGUCCAGCUCAAGAGCGAGAACUCUGCGUCACCUGGUAACGACGGCACACAAAGGCCGUUUGUUCACAGCCACAGGAGAGGUCAGUCUGAGUCUGGCAGUAUCAUGGACCGGGGACGGCCACGGAAGCGAAGCGAAUCACGAAACAACAACGGUCUCAUCCCCAAGCGAAGCUGUUCAACAAGAAAUAAGAGUGCUGAACGCCGGGCUUUUGAAGAGCUUCCUAGUGGUUUCCGAGCCGGCGAGGCACCCAGCCAUAUCGAGCAAGACGAACUGGCAGCUUUGCAAAAGCAGGCUUUCGGACAGGCUUCCCGAUUUGAGGUCCUCAGGAAGGAGGAUGUUGAGCUCCUUUCAAGGGAACUUCGUCAGCUCGAUGAGCGCACCGAGUAUCUGCGCCGCACCUACAACUCUCUGCGAGCUGGUCGGCGCAAUCUGCACUCUCGUAUCUGCCAGUACCUCCGCUCUCCUCGUACGGCUAGAUUUAGCACAGACUCGAUGCUUAAGCAAGAGGAAGCUCUUGCUGAGCUCGAUACGUCGAUCGACGAUUGGGUGAACAAGCUGGAACAGGCUGAGAACCGUCGUACACGGGUACGCCAAAAGCUUCUGGAACACGUCGCUGCUGCAGCUACCCUCCCCACUCCCGCCGCGACGGCCGCGAGCGAGUCAUUGCAACUCGCCAUGGGCAUCCGCCCGCCUCCACCAGUGGGUGUUGGAAACAUCUCCACUCCUCCUCGAAGCCCCACCAAGAACUCCUUCUCUUCGCACACUGCUAGCAGCUCCCCUUCACCACAACGGGUCGUUGCCCAGGUCCCCAGCACCAUCGUCGAGCAACCCGUGAUCGAGGAGUGCCCCGUUGCCUCGGUCGACAAGCAUGUCUCUUCCUUCAGCCACCGCCGCACCGGCAUGGAGAGCAUCCGCAUCUAUGCCGACAGCGACGUGUACGCUCUUCUGGCCGACGUGGAGAAUGAGAUCACCAAGAUGAGCGCCGCCGCAAACCAGACUGAGGCCACUGCGGCCCUGUCGGAUGACGAACAGAAGGAGAUCCAUCGGGCACGCAGCCAUGAGGCUCUCAGUGGGCUCGCAAAUGAGAAGCCCACCGACGCCAAGGACACCAAGGACACCAUCCCGUCUCCUCGCGCGCCUUCCCCUCCAGCCAAGGAUAGCCCGGCCGACGACGGAGCCAUCUUCCUCACUAGUGCCGUUUUCCGAGGCUAGGAGCCAGCCAGCCUCAGCUCUACCCCAUCUUACUUGUCCAAUACGGCAGCAGCAACUAUACUACAUUCCAUUUCAUCUCAAUCUUAUUCUGUUUCGAAACCGUUAUUCAUUUAACGCUUACGCUCCCUACGUCUCAAACGACUUCACGGCUGACCCAUUACAUUCCUUUCCCGAGAAGCGCCUUUAUUUCUUGCUACAUUAUCAUUACCAACUUGAUACCCGUCCGCGACGCUCCUUUUCUUCUGUUCUAUUACUAGUUGUUUCAUUUAUUGGCCGGCGCCACAUUACCACCUUCCCUUCAUCACAUUGUCGUUUCCCUAUAUCGAAAUCAUAUACUGCAUGGUCAUCUAUUGGGUGUUGGUGGCGCGAUCCUUUUCUUGUGGGAAAAUGUCUUGGCCCCGGCGUGGACAGACAGCCAUUUCUUUUCAUGUUACAAUACCGGUUGUGUGCAACCUUGUAAGCUAGAUCAUCACGGUCAGUGGUCGCAGUGUGCCAUCUGUACCGCAAAGUCCCUUCCCACGGGAAGAAGCGACAAUCAAAAGAAACAAAUUUUCAAAACCCGCAGUCAUCAAUUCUGCAAUACAAUAAACGUGAUCCCUUGAUGAGCCUCAUCAACACAACACUCUGACAGGGUUCCCGGGUCCCUGCCUCUGAC